AUGGGGCAAAGUAAUUAAUUUAUAUAUAUAUUCCCUUUCCCUCUAAGAGAGUGUGAGUGGAGGGGUUGUGAUUAAAUUAUAUUUGUUGAGCUAGUCAUUGAUUCCUACUUUGAGUUUACUUUGCAAUGAAUCCUUUGACCUUCCUUGUUUUGGAGGGAACAGGGAUAACACAGUGCUGCUGCUAAUUAUCUUCAACUCAAUUUCUCUGCAAGUUUAUGUGUUUUUCUUCUUCACUGCCUAAGCCUUGUCUGUGUGUGUCUCUCUCGUCUCUAGGAAAGGAGGAGAUUAGAGAAGAAGGCAGAGUUUUUGUUGUUGUGGUUAUGGAGUGGGACUUUAAGGACUUUGCUUGUUGGGAUUCAACUGAUGAGCUGGAGUUGGAGUUGGAGUUGGAGUUGGAAUUGGAGCAGCAAAAACAGGAACAAGAUAGUGACCUUGCUGCUUUGGUUGGGUCCAUCUCACAACCCCAGAAGAAGAAGAGAUCAGCAGCUGCUGGAUCUUUACUAGUUGAUUUAAACUUGUCUGAUUCUCCUCCUGCUGUACACAUGUUCAAGGACCCAAUUAAGCCCUCAGCUGUGGCGUCAUCAUCGUCACCGUCAUCGUCACCAUCAUCUUCAUCAUCAUCAUCCAAAAGGGUUAAAAGUAAUGGAACUGAUGAGCAGAAAGCGUCAUGCUUGGUUCAGGAUUGCAAGGCAGACCUCAGUCUUUGCAGGGAGUAUCACCGACGCCAUAGAGUCUGUGAGCUCCACUCUAAGACCCCUGUUGUCACCGUCAGGGGUGAACAAAAACGGUUCUGCCAGCAGUGCAGCAGAUUCCAUUCUCUGGUGGAGUUUGAUGAGGUGAAGAGAAGCUGCAGGAAACGUCUCAACGGUCACAACCAGCGUAGGAGGAAGCCUAAACCAGAGUCCCUCUACUUCACUUCCAACUUCCUGUCCGGUUACAAAGGUCCCAGAAUCUUGCAAUUUAGUAACCCGCAGAUAUGUGCAACCAAUAAUGUGAGAAGUAUGUGGCCUGUGGAAGCCAAAAAUGGAGCAGAAUCCAUGCUUUACAGCCGCCAUCCUUCAUUCAAUGGAGGAGAUAAACCAUUUCUUUUCUUGCAGACAAAUAAUGACCCUAAAGCUGCUUCAGGCAACCGGGCAGCCCCUCAAACUUUCUUGCCCCAGCAGCCAUUUCCAACAACUGCUGCUUCACCUGCAGAAAGCAGAAAGGGCGGUCAUAUAAUGUCUUCUGAUGGUAUGACUCGAGUCAUCGACUCGGGUUGUGCUCUCUAUCUUCUGUCAUCACACCCAGCACAAGCUUCAGUGACACAGUCCAGUGUCACUACUAAUCAUCCAGGUCAGCUCCCAGACUCGAGACUACAGAUGAACGGCAGUUUUGCAGAAUUCUCAUGCUCACAUGAUGCGGAGGACAAGGCUGCCAAUCCAGAAAUGAUGUUUCUUAUGGGGCCUGAUGGCUUUUUGGACAAUGGGGCGCAAAUGCUUCCAAUUUUAUUGGAGUAGUCUGAUGCAACCUGCAGGGCAUAUGCAUAUGCGGUAGACUUGUGUUUGUGCUACUUUACUUGUUUAUGUGGUCUGGAAUAAACAUAAUCUGGGACAAGUCAUCUGCAGAAAAUUGUGGGUGUAAUGGCUUUGGUUGGUAAUGUCACAGCUCUUACCAGAUACCAGUUUGUGGUUGUCAAGUAUUUGUGUUUUAAAUUGUAUAAACUAAGUCCUAUUUCUUUGCCUCUCUGUUUCAUGGAGAUGCAAACUUAAGGUUUGAAUUCUGCUAAA
This is a messenger RNA of Prunus avium (sweet cherry), 1766 nucleotides long. RefSeq names its product squamosa promoter-binding-like protein 13A. Lineage: Eukaryota; Viridiplantae; Streptophyta; Magnoliopsida; Rosales; Rosaceae. The record is from RefSeq and is a predicted model, not a curated record. Gene Ontology annotation, cellular component: nucleus. Gene Ontology annotation, molecular function: DNA binding.